This is a messenger RNA of Perognathus longimembris pacificus (Pacific pocket mouse), 1164 nucleotides long. RefSeq names its product clathrin light chain B (gene Cltb). Gene Ontology annotation, cellular component: plasma membrane; synaptic vesicle membrane; clathrin coat of coated pit. The record is from RefSeq and is a predicted model, not a curated record. The transcript is spliced from 6 exons. Gene Ontology annotation, biological process: clathrin-dependent endocytosis; clathrin coat assembly; intracellular protein transport. Lineage: Eukaryota; Metazoa; Chordata; Mammalia; Rodentia; Heteromyidae. Gene Ontology annotation, molecular function: clathrin heavy chain binding; structural molecule activity. Bases 165 to 869 code for a protein of 234 amino acids.
UGACAGGCGAGCGGGACGGCAGCGGGGAAGGAAGCCCAGCCCGGCCGUCCGUGCGUCCGUCCGUCCGUCCGCGCGUCCGUCCGCGCCCGCGCCCGCGCCGGGCACCAGGCCGCGCGCCAGGCCGAGGCUGCAGCCGAGACGCGCGGUGUCGGGGCGCGGAAAACAUGGCUGAUGACUUCGGCUUCUUCUCGGCGUCCGAGAGCGGGGUCCCCGAGGCGGCGGCGGCGGCAGCGGCCGAGGAGGACCCGGCGGCCGCCUUCCUGGCUCAGCAGGAGAGCGAGAUCGCCGGCAUCGAGAACGACGACGAGGCCUUCGGGGCACCUGCCGGCGGCCCGGGGGCCGUGGCACAGCCCGGACCCGCUGGGGCUGGUUCUGAAGACAUGGGGACAACAGUCAAUGGCGAUGUGUUUCAGGAGGCAAAUGGCCCUGCAGAUGGCUAUGCUGCAAUUGCCCAGGUGGACAGGCUGACUCAGGAGCCAGAGAGCAUACGCAAAUGGAGAGAGGAACAGAAGAAACGCCUGCAAGAGCUGGAUGCUGCCUCUAAGGUGACAGAGCAGGAGUGGCGGGAGAAAGCCAAGAAGGACCUGGAGGAGUGGAACCAGCGCCAGAGCGAACAAGUGGAGAAGAACAAGAUUAACAACCGGAUCGCAGACAAAGCAUUCUACCAGCAGCCAGAUGCUGACAUCAUCGGCUACGUGGCAUCGGAAGAGGCUUUUGUGAAAGAAUCCAAGGAGGAGACUCCGGGCACAGAAUGGGAGAAGGUGGCCCAGCUGUGUGACUUCAACCCUAAGAGUAGCAAGCAGUGCAAAGAUGUGUCACGGCUGCGCUCGGUGCUCAUGUCCCUGAAGCAGACGCCACUGUCCCGCUAGGUGCUUGCCGGAAGCACAGCCGCAGGGCAUGGGCCAUGCUGGGCCAGAGGAGAAGCAGUGGCUUGGGCCAUGGGGAAGAACUUCCCCUGGCAGCUGCUAUACACAGCCUGUUCCGUUCCUGUCCAUCUCCUGGGAUUGGAAGGGGGCCCCUCAUCCCUCCCGCCCCUCUCUCCCUCCUGGCCCUGUGGUCUAGCCCCUCAUGCCUCCCCCAAGUCCAGUCAAUUGUGACUGUCCUUCCUGAUGUUUUUUUCUCUUUUCCUUUCUUCUUGGCUUAAAGGGUGUGUUGUUAACUCUU